Molecule: messenger RNA, 3608 nt
Organism: Spinacia oleracea (spinach)
Lineage: Eukaryota; Viridiplantae; Streptophyta; Magnoliopsida; Caryophyllales; Amaranthaceae
Product: pre-mRNA-splicing factor ATP-dependent RNA helicase DEAH1
Exons: 28
Coding region: 171-3356 (1061 amino acids)
Cellular component (GO): catalytic step 2 spliceosome; intracellular anatomical structure
Molecular function (GO): helicase activity; RNA binding
Source: RefSeq, a predicted model, not a curated record
UACCUCUUAACUUUUAUUGCUCUAAAAGAAACCGGGAACCGCCUAACUCUCUCCUCACUGCCGCACGGCUCGCCCCACCAACACUGUUCCGCCUCCACUUCACCACCAGUCACACCACACCAAGUCAUCACCUCACCGCUCCGACGCCAUCACCAAAUCGAUUCAAGGUAAUGGGUAGUGAAGCUAAUUUGAAAUCAUGGGUUUCCGACAAAUUGAUGACCCUUCUCGGUUAUUCUCAACCCACCCUAGUGCAAUACAUAAUUGGUUUGUCUAAGCAGGCUUCUUCGCCUGGGGAUGUUGUGGGGAAGCUAGUGGAAUACGGGCUAUCAUCAUCGACUGAAACUCGUGAUUUUGCGCAAGAGAUAUAUGCACGGGUUCCUCGUAAAGAUGUGGGAGUUAAUAUUUAUCAGAAGCAAGAAAAGGAGGCGGCUAUGUUGGUGAGGAAACAGAGGACUUACCAGCUUUUAGAUGAGGAUGAUGAUGAUGAUUUGCCUGUUGCUGAGAACAAAUCUUCUGCCACCAUUAAUUAUGACUCAAAGAAGCCAGAUGCUCGGAAAAAACGGUUCAGGAAGAAAAGUGACAAACUCGAGGAGGAGGAUGAUGAUGAUGAGGUGACGAUAAAGAGAGAGAAACACAGACAGGUCAAGAGGAAAUAUUCCGAUGCCGAUGAUGAUUCCGAGUCAGAGGAAGAAAGAGUCCGUGAUCAAAGAGAGAGGGAGGAGUUGGAGAUACAUCUCAAAGAGCGAGAUGCUGCUCGAACAAGGAAGCUAACAGAGGUAAAAUUGACGAAGAAGGAGCAAGAGGAGGCGAUUCGUAGAUCUAAUGCUUUGGAGCAAGAUGAUAUUGAUGCACUUAGAAAAGUUUCUCGACAAGAAUAUUUGAAGAAAAGGGAGGAAAAGAAAUUGGUGGAGCUCAGAGAUGAGAUAGAAGAUGAACAAUACCUAUUUGAUGGUGUUAAGCUUACUGAAGCAGAGCAACGUGAAAUGAGGUACAAGAAGGAAAUACUUGAGCUUGUCUCCAAAAAGAGGGGAGAAGAUGCUAGUGAGAUAAACGAGUAUAGAAUGCCGGAUGCAUAUGAUGAUGUGGAUGGUGUAGUGAACCAAGAGAAAAGAUUUUCGGUAGCUUUACAUCGUUAUAGAGAUGGUGGUGAAUCUGGGGGUAAAAUGAACCCAUUUGCUGAACAAGAAGCUUGGGAGGAGCACCAGAUUGGAAAAGCAACCCUAAAAUUCGGUUCUAAAGACAAGCGGCAGAAUGCAGAUGGCUACGAAUAUGUCUUUGAAGAUCAAAUUGAUUUCAUAAAGGCCUCUGUAAUGGAUGGGGACAAGUUUGAAAAUGAGAUGCCUACUGAGUCAGAGGAGUCCUCCAAAGCAAAGUCUGCUCUGGAGAAGCUUCAGGAGGACCGGAAAACUUUGCCAGUCUAUCCAUACCGGGAGCAACUACUGGAUGCUGUUCGCGAUCAUCAGGUCCUUAUAAUUGUUGGGGAGACUGGUUCUGGAAAGACUACUCAAAUACCCCAGUACCUCCAUGAAGGUGGAUAUACAAAACUUGGAAUGAUUGGAUGUACUCAGCCAAGGAGAGUUGCUGCUAUGAGUGUUGCUGCUCGUGUUUCCCAAGAAAUGGGUGUGAAACUGGGGCAUGAGGUGGGUUAUUCCAUUCGAUUUGAAGAUUGCACAUCUGAGAAGACCUUUCUUAAGUAUAUGACAGAUGGUAUGCUGCUCCGUGAAUUUCUUGGUGAGCCUGACCUUGCUAGCUACAGUGUUAUCAUGGUGGAUGAAGCGCACGAGAGGACACUCUCUACAGACAUAUUAUUUGGUCUGGUCAAGGAUGUGGCUCGCUUUCGGCCGGAUUUGAAGUUACUCAUCUCAAGUGCAACUCUUGAUGCUGAGAAGUUCAGUGACUAUUUUGAUUCUGCUCCAAUAUUCAAAAUUCCAGGGAGGCGUUACCCUGUUGACAUACACUAUACAAAGGCACCAGAGGCUGAUUAUUUGGAUGCGGCCAUUGUUACCGCAUUGCAAAUACAUGUCACGGAACCAUCUGGUGAUAUUCUAAUAUUUCUGACUGGACAAGAAGAAAUAGAAGCUGCUGAAGAAAUAUUGAAGCAUAGGACUAGGGGCCUUGGCACAAAGAUUGCUGAACUUAUUAUAUGCCCAAUUUAUGCCAACCUACCAACAGAUUUGCAAGCGAAGAUAUUUGAACCUACUCCUGAAGGAGCACGUAAGGUUGUGUUGGCCACAAAUAUUGCAGAGACAUCUCUUACUAUUGAUGGAAUUAAAUAUGUUAUAGAUCCGGGAUUCGUCAAGAUGAAGUCAUAUAAUCCACGAACAGGGAUGGAGUCAUUGCUGGUGACGCCCAUCUCCAAGGCAUCGGCAAACCAACGCGCAGGUCGAUCUGGACGAACCGGUCCUGGAAAGUGUUUUAGAUUAUAUACUGCUUACAAUUAUUACCAGGAUUUGGAGGAUAAUACUGUCCCUGAAGUUCAGCGAACAAAUCUUGCAAAUGUUGUGCUUUCCCUCAAAAGCCUUGGAAUUCAUGACUUGUUGAACUUUGAUUUCAUGGACCCUCCACCAUCUGAGGCAUUAUUAAAAGCUCUCGAGUUGCUUUAUGCGCUUGGUGCUUUGAACAAGCUAGGCGAGCUGACUAAAGUUGGUAGAAGAAUGGCGGAAUUUCCCCUUGAUCCCAUGUUAUCGAAGAUGAUUGUUGCUUCUGAGAAGCAUAAAUGUUCAGAGGAGAUAAUUACGAUUGCAGCAAUGCUUUCUAUUGGAAACUCGAUAUUUUACCGCCCCAAGGACAAGCAAGUCCAUGCAGAUACUGCAAGGAUGAGAUUCCAUGAAGGGAAUGUUGGAGACCAUAUAGCCCUUAUGAAGAUUUAUAACGAUUGGAAAGCAUGUGAUUAUGGAAGCAUGUGGUGCUUUGAGAAUUAUGUUCAGGUCAGAAGCAUGAAACGAGCAAGGGAUAUUAGAGACCAACUCGAGGGACUCCUUGAGAGGGUCGAAAUUGAAGCCACAUCGAGUCUAAAUGAUUUGGAAGCAAUAAAAAAGACUAUAACAGCAGGUUUCUUCCCUCAUACGGGAAAGCUGCAGAAAAAUGGAUCUUACAGGACAAUUAAGCAUCCUCAAACCGUGUACCUUCAUCCUAGUUCAGGUUUAGCACAGAUGGAGCCACAACCAAGGUGGGUUGUAUACCAUGAACUAGUUUUGACAACAAAGGAAUAUAUGAGACAGAUAACUGAGCUAAAACCGGAUUGGCUGAUUGAGAUCGCUCCUCAUUAUUAUCAGAUGAAGGAUGUCGAAGAUGCUAGCACGAAGAAAAUGCCACGGGGUAAGGGGUAUUCUGCUGCUACUCAGGGAACUGCUUGAAGAAAUGUGUAGAGAAUUUUUGUUCCAAAGUAAUCAAUCGAUCAUAAACUAAAAAUAGCAUUUUCAUGUCCUAUUCUUUAGUGCCUAAAUUUGUACAUAAAACUGUAUACUUGUAUAUAACAUCAGUUAACCCAGUUUUGUCUUGUUUUUAGCUUCACUUACUUUUAUCUUACAUAGUUUUAGAUGAGCAGUGACAUUGUGUAGGGCUAAGAGAGGGUAAUGGACAAGUUUUGGUGGUUGUAUAUGAUUUCA